CUUUCGUUCCGGAUGCACAUCGACGCAGACAUGGCGGCUGAGGGAGAUGUGGAUUUGGACCUGGAGGCCGAGGAGAACUGCACCGGGAAACCGACAGAAAAACCUCGCAAACACGACAGCGGGGCUGCCGAUUUAGAGAGAGUCACAGAUUAUGCAGAGGAGAAAGAAAUCUCGAGUUCGGACCUGGAGACGGCCAUGUCCGUGAUUGGAGACAGGAGAUCCAGAGAGCAGAAGGCAAAACAGGAAAGAGAAAAAGAACUGGCCAAAGUCACAAUCAAGAAGGAGGACGUAGAGCUCAUUAUGGGAGAGAUGGAGAUUCCCAGAGGGGUGGCAGAGCGCAGUUUGAGAGAACACAUGGGCAACGUUGUAGAGGCACUGAUUGCGCUGACCAACUGAACUGUCAUGACUCAACUAUGACCAGUAGCAUGGACACCUUGGACUGCCUCUUUUUCUGCAGUGAACCCAUUCCACACUUUACUGUAUUUAACAUCUGUAAUAAACUAUCUUGCCUGUUCACUAGUGCAAUUCA
Molecule: messenger RNA, 529 nt
Organism: Colossoma macropomum (tambaqui)
Lineage: Eukaryota; Metazoa; Chordata; Actinopteri; Characiformes; Serrasalmidae
Gene: hypk
Product: huntingtin interacting protein K
Exons: 4
Coding region: 13-396 (127 amino acids)
Biological process (GO): protein stabilization; negative regulation of apoptotic process
Source: RefSeq, a predicted model, not a curated record